Messenger RNA from Austrofundulus limnaeus, 5535 nucleotides. RefSeq names its product fms related receptor tyrosine kinase 1 (gene flt1). Gene Ontology annotation, molecular function: growth factor binding; vascular endothelial growth factor receptor activity; ATP binding. Gene Ontology annotation, biological process: multicellular organism development; positive regulation of kinase activity; protein phosphorylation. Gene Ontology annotation, cellular component: plasma membrane; signaling receptor complex. The record is from RefSeq and is a predicted model, not a curated record. Lineage: Eukaryota; Metazoa; Chordata; Actinopteri; Cyprinodontiformes; Rivulidae.
AGAGAGAGAGAGAGAGAGAGAGAGAGAGAGAGCGGGGGGGAAAAACCUCAGUCUCCAUCCACUGACCAUCAGUCCCUCAGAGCGCAACAGUCCCCUGCGCUGCGCUGCGCUGUUUGCAGAUAACUGCAGAGGAGAAAAAAAAAGGAAGGAAGAAAAAACAAACACAAGCAGGAAUAAAGAACUUAUUUUUGCCUGUUUUAUUUGAAAGCUUGCUGCGGUGGAGUCCAUCAGAAUGAAGACUUUUAUUCUCGUUGGCCUGGUUGUUGGAUUGUACGGCGUUUUUGGAAAAGAUAAAGACCAAAAGGGGAAGUUCAGCAUCCCUCGCCUGGACGUGGAGAACGGGCAGCUGGUUGUGGAGGCCAAYCAGACACUGCGGCUCAAGUGCAGGGGUCGCUGGGAGCUGUCCUGGGCGUUUUCCACAGGCGUGGACCAGGAGCAGGUGAAAGUGGUUGAGUCGCGCUGUGGGAGGACCAGUCACCAUUACUGCAGCCAGCUGCRUGUGAAAAACAGCCAGGCCCAACACACGGGCCAGUACCGGUGCCAGUACAAACACAGCACCAAGAAGCAGAGGCCCGUCUAUGUGUAUGUCACAGACAGCCGGCAGCCAUUUGUAGAACACGAAGGAAUGAGCACAGAUGUGUUGUACAUGAAGGUGAAGGAGCCACUGGUCAUCCCCUGCAGGGUCACCCACCCCAACAUCACCGCCACACUGCUCAAGAACUUCUUUACGCCGGUCCCGUUUCCAGGCCCGAACAUCAUUUGGAAAAGCGAGGAAGGUUUCAUCAUCAAAAAUCCCACCUUGUACAACACCGGCCUCUUCAGCUGCCAGACCGUCGUCGACGGCGUCCCUUACAUCUCUCGUUCCUACAUUGUUCACAGACCAGUGAACAACAUCACGGCGGUCUUUCUGAACACCAGCACACAUGUGCAGGCCCUGAAGGGCGAGAGACUGGCCUUGAACUGCACCGCCACCGCAGAGCUGAACACCAGAGUCAACAUCACCUGGGACUACCCUGGAAAGAGCAUCGGCGCCGGCUCCAGUUUUAGGAGGUUGGUGAAACAUCGAAUGCACAUAUUGUCCUACAGCAUCCUAAUCAUCCCAGCGCUCCAGCGCUCAGACAGAGGCGACUACACCUGCCACGUCACCAGCGGCCAGCAACACAAACAGCAGCUGGUCUCCGUGAUGGUCUACAAUCGCCCGUUUUUACGACUCAAGCCCAGAAAUGAAUCUGUGCUGGUGGUCCAAGCGGGGCAGAAAUCUUACAAAAUCUCUCCCAAACUGCGAGCAUUCCCUGCCCCUGAAGUUAUCUGGUUGAAGGACAACAGGAAUGCAAAAGACCAGUGUUCCAGAUACCAACAGGAUGGGACUUCCCUGAUCAUUAGGGAUGUUGCAGAGGAGGAUGCUGGGAACUACACAGUCCGUGUGGAAAUCCAGCAACACAAACUCUACCAGAAUCUCACAUUCACACUCGUGGUUAAUGUGAGCCCUCAGAUUGGGGAGAAAGCGGUGUCGUUACAAGACCCCGGCUCUGUGCCUCGGGGGAGCAGAAAAAAGCUUCACUGCACGUCCCACGGGGUCCCGCUGCCGCACAUUCAGUGGCGCUGGCACCACUGCCCACCUAAAGGCCUGUGCGUGUGUCCAACAUCCUCCUCGUUAUGGAGCCCUGUGAAUGAGAGUCUCCCUGCUUCAUCUGCAUACAACCCCAUCCUGAGUGUUACACACACACAGGAAGUGCUGCAGGGGAAGAAGAAGACAGUGGGGGUUCUGACUGUUGCAGAGGCCUCAGUGUCUGGAGUCUACCGCUGCAUCGCCUCCAACUCUUUAGACACAGAUCAGCUAGACUUCCCCUUCUACGUCACAGAUGUCCCAGGGGGCUUUAGUGUAAAUCAGCUGGAGGAGGCCAGAGAGGGCGGGGACCUCCAUCUCACCUGCUCAGCAAAUAAGUACCUGUACACGGAGUUGUCAUGGCAUCGCGUAAACAACACAGGGGAAUCCCUUAAUUCUGAGUUAAACAGUCGUCAGCCCUCAUUGGGGGAGUUUUCCACGUCUCUAGUUUUGUUGUUAAGCAACCUGAGUGCCGGAGACUCUGGAGCAUACAGAUGCUCCGCUCGCCACGUCAUCACCGRGCAGGAAACACACCUGGAUGCACAGGUGGUGGUCACAAUUCUGGAGCCUCCCGUGCUGCUCACUAACCUGACAGACUGCACCGUCAACGUCAGCAGCUCGGUGACCCUCACCUGUCUGUCUCGAGGGGUCCCGCCUCCAACCGUCACAUGGUAUAAAGAUGAGCGUCCACUACGGCAGGGAUCAGGUAUUGUUAUAACAGCAGGAGACGGGAGCCUCCAUAUUGACAGAAUCACAGUGGAGGACCGGGGUCUGUAUACGUGUCUGGCCUCCAACGAGAGGGGGUCUGCGGAGAGCUCGGCCUACGUAUCAGUCAACAGGAAACUUCUCGGUCGUGGAGCUUUUGGUAAAGUGAUGCAGGCGGCGGCGUUCGGUAUCAGCAACGGUUCCAGCUGCAGGACGGUGGCCGUGAAGAUGCUCAAAGGACCGCUGAUGAUCAUCGUCGAGUACUGUCGCUUUGGAAACCUUUCAACUUUCUUAAAGAAUAAAAGAAACGUUUACUCCCAUAACCGGAGGGAUGGAGGAACAAACGAAGGGCCGAGUUGUGUCAGCAGCAUCAAAMCAGGUCUUAAUGAAAAAGACCCAAAGCACCUUGACCUCGAUCCAAAAUCUUCUUCCAGCUCCCCUCUGUUCCUGGAGGAUCUGAUUUCUUUCAGCUUUCAGGUGGCGCGUGGGAUGGAGUUCCUGGCGUCUCGCAAGUGUAUCCACAGAGAUCUGGCUGCGAGGAACGUUUUGUUGACUGACAAUAAGGUGGUGAAGAUCUGUGACUUCGGCCUGGCGAGAGACAUCUACAAAGACCCAGACUACGUCCGCAAAGGAGACGCUCGUCUCCCUCUGAAGUGGAUGUCUCCCGAGUCCAUCUUCGACAAGGUGUUCACCACCCAGAGCGAUGUUUGGUCCUACGGCAUACUGCUGUGGGAGAUCUUUUCUUUGGGAGCCUCUCCGUACCCCGGCCUCCACAUCGACGAGGAGUUCUGCCACCGUUUGAAAACUGGAACCAGGAUGCGGGCGCCAGAGUACAGCACGCCUGAAAUUUACAGCACGAUGCUGGCAUGUUGGGAGGCGAGUCCUGUGGACCGACCCACGUUCACUAACUUGGUGGAGAUACUUGGAGACCUGCUCCAGGCGAGAGUGCAGCAGGAUGGGAAGGAUUAUAUUCCUCUGGGAUUGUUCAGGAACGGAGACACAAGUCAAACUGAGGCCUUCAAAGAAAGCACACUGGCAGUGACAAACCUGAGCUACAUGAGAGGUAUGGCCACACUUCAGACCUUUGAGGAGGUGACCUGCAAGGAGCAAGACGGCCCUGAAGAUGAGCAGAGCGACAGCGGGAUGGUUCUUCCAUCCGAGGAGCUGCAGCAGGUGAUGAAGAAUAACACAAAGAACAAAAAACUCAGCAGGCUUUUUAUCUUCUCCAAGUGUCGAGACAACYUGGUGCCCUUUUUGCGCAGUGACAUCACAGAUCUCCGUGAGAACAAGCCCUCGACGCUGCCGCCGUGUGACUGGGAGAGUGACGAAGGCAGCUCUCCUCCUCCAGACUACAACUCUGCCUUCUUCUACCCGUCCCUUUAGCUCCUCCUGUUCAGGCCUUCAGUAACUUCACAGGGUUCAUGCGUAGUCUAGGCUCAUUUAUGCUCAGCAAGACUUGAAGAAAUCUGUUCUUGCAAUAGAGUUCUAUAACACCAGACUGAGCCCCGCCCAUCCCGUCCACUGUUAGCAUCUGUGACAACAUGGRGGAGCAAAGAUGGCGACCAAACUGGGCAUCAGCUCACAGCCAUCAAAGCAACUUUUAGAAURUAAUUAGUAGUUACUUGUUGAAAAAGUACAAUUUCAACUAGAUAAUAAAGUUAAAUAAAGUAUAUUUAUUAUUAUUUAGCUAAGUAAUAAUUACUAUUUAUCACUGUCACUUAAAAAAUGACACUGCGUAUCGGAUGAAACUCAUCUCUACUGACAUUAGCUAACCAUCUUAACAGGGCAGGUUUUUCUAAUGGAAACCUAAAAAUUGUUGAACAUAUAUUAUUUUACAUUUUGUAAAAUAUAUAAAAAAUUAUAAUAKAAUAAAUCUAGAGAAGAAGAGUCUGUGGUCAGAAGGUUGCUGGUUCACCGCCUUGGGCCCUUAACCCCUCAGCUGCUCCCUGUGUGCUGUAACUGGCAGCCCACUGCUCCCUGUGUGUGUUCACGUGUGCGAUGGGUAAAAUGCAGAGAAUUAAUUUCCCCUCUGCGGGACAAUAAAGUAUAAUAUAAUCUAAAAAAAAUUUUAAAUGAUAUAAAUUAAGAGGUAAAACCAGCUUGUAAUGUUUAAUAAUUUGUGCUAAAUUCUAGCAUGAUUCAGCAGAGUGCAACACUAACGCUAAUAUCUGCUAACCAACUCAAUAAAUAACUGAUUACAUCGGCUUUAUAAGCAUUUUUUUUUAAACUGAUGCAUUAUCAGCUUCAGUUUUGGUUGGAUCACAUCAAUACUGAGGUAAAUAAGAUAAAAUCUGCUUAGUUGUUAAAAAAGUAAGGUUUUCCUGUUUCCCUUCUGUUGGUACAGCCUUAACACACACAGCUUUAUGACAUUUCUUACAUUAAAUAGCUUAUAUGCACUAUUAUAUGAAUAGUUUCAUUAAUAGUUUUUACAUGAUCAGCCCGUAUUGUUGUAAUGAUAAAUCCAGACGCUCGCCUGGUCUGGUUAGCGCUGAAGCUACAGUAAAUGUGGUCAAAUCUCACUCCUGCUGUUCUAUAGAACUCCAUGGUUCUUGUUGGCGGUUGUGAGACGUUCUUUGUUUGCGUGGACAUUUGCUCYGCCCACAGAAUUCUGACCAGUCACMCAACACUUGGAGCACRCCACUGUGAGAAAAGGUUCUGCCAGGACCUCGUGCACAGAAYGAGAACAACACGUUUUCAUCACGUGACCACGUCAGUGAGAACAGAAUUCUUCACGUCUCGUGAAGUCCAAAUCUUUCUUCUGCUUUUUUACUUUGCCGUUUGCAUCCUCUACCUCGUAAUUCCUGCAGGUGUUCCCGAUGUUCUGUGAAACACAAACAAAACAUGSAAUUUCUUGUUUUUACUUAACACAAUUCCCAAAGUUGAGCUAUGUUCUCCUUCCUAAAGCAGCUCAGUAUUACCUGACAGUAUUCAGCCUUUACCUGUUUGAGCUUCUUGUCUUGGUACCUCCUGCCUGGAGCUUAGUGAAGAGGAUCACUGCUGUAUGAAAUAACCGUUCCUCUUACACAACUAAUAUAUGCUGGAAUAAAAGUUAUACUCAGUUAAACUCACAGUAGACAGAAUGUAUAUCUGUAUUUAUUUUAGAUUUGCAGCCUGGGUGUUUGUUUUUUGUUUUUGUACACCUUUAGUUUCUGGUGGAUUUUAGGACAUGUAACAAGUGAAAUGUGCAGUUUAAUGUUCCUGCAAUAAAAUCUGCUUUUAUUGAA